Raphanus sativus (radish) is the source of this 1123-nucleotide messenger RNA. RefSeq lists its product as uncharacterized. NCBI's taxonomy places the organism in Eukaryota, Viridiplantae, Streptophyta, Magnoliopsida, Brassicales, Brassicaceae. Bases 358 to 1062 code for a protein of 234 amino acids. The transcript is spliced from 2 exons. The record is from RefSeq and is a predicted model, not a curated record.
UUUGUUUCCAACAAAAUAUAGAAUAAGAAUGAGUAUUUUUCUCUGUAAAAAUAGUAACCAGAGAAAUGCAAACAAACUCUCUACGUGCACAAUUCUUUAGAGCAAUUCCAACGGAGAAUACUAGCUUUGAGGUUCUAAAAAUAUAUAUUUGUGUAUAUAUAUACUAUUCAUACGUAAGUAAUUGCGGGGUUUUAUAUUUUAUGGGAAACCCAACACAAAGUAUUUGACUAUAGUAAAUAACCCCGUAUACGUAAGUAAUUGCGGUGGUGACUGCGUCUCUUUCAUCGCCAUUUCGUCUGCCGUCUCCUCCAUUGCGACUCCGUCCUCCUCCAGAUCCGCCGCCGUGUUCGUCUGCUCAUGUACCGUUUGAAUGUCUCUCCCCACCGGAACCACCAGACCCUCCCGACGCUUCCUUACAUCUCGUUAUUCAUCUCCUUUUUGACACACCACUCACCUUCUCUCAACUGUUUUCCAACAUUCCAAAUCCGGCUAGUGAUGGUGUUGUCUCCGUUGUGCUCGUCGAUGGCACAAGAUUUGAUCCUAAGCGUUUGUAUCCUGCAGUAUGCAGUGUGGGUUUUAGCCAACUUGUUGUCUGGAGAUGUCACUGUUCUUCUUUCACUCGUGUUGGUGUUGGCUCGCUUACUCUCCCGUUCAUUCUGGUGUGCUUCCUCUCUUCAAUCUCAGAUAGAAGGAAAACUCGUUGAUACGCUUAUCCCGGCGAAUCGGUUUGUGGCGGGAGUUCAUUCCCCGAUGGCUUCCUUGGUGGAGCAGUUUCUUUUCCCAAUAUUCUCUCCUGUAUGGAAUGAAUUGGAUGGCGAAGUGUUGCUAGUAUUGCAAGGAUUUUGCUCCUGGCUGAUGCUCUUCUCUGCCUUUGUUGCAGAGUUUGUGACCUCUAAGGUUACACGGUAUGCAAUUAUUCAAGAAGAUUAUGAGAUCGUUCGAUUUUUUAUGGUCUCUUGUGAUGUUGUGUAUCGUCAAUCUAUCUUUUACUUAAUCUAUGUUUGGUUUGUUCAGCCCAUACUAGCUUUGAUGUAUUCUCUUUCGGGAGUUAAACUCUUUUAAAUUUCUAAUGAAAACUUGGUUUGAACAAAAAAAAAAGUAAAUAACCCUGCAUUACUAACGC